AUGACAUUAAUUAAUAAUCUCAACAAAGGGGAUUGGAUUAGGAAAGAGCUCUUUCGGGCAAUUGAAGCGUGUCGAAUUGCCAUCAUAUUUCUAUCUAAAAACUACGCCACUUCUACAUGGUGUUUAGAUGAGCUUGUGAAAAUCAUGAAAUAUGAAAAUAAUCGAACCAUUUUCCAGAUCUUUUAUGAUGUUUGCCCAUCAGAUGUCCGGCAUUUGUGGGGUAGCUUUGCUCAAGCCUUUAUUCAACAUGAGAUAAACCACAAGAUUGACCCCAAGAGGGUGAAGAUAUGGAAACGAGCUUUGCGAGCUGCAGCAGAGAUAUCAGGAUUUAACCUGCUCAAUGAUGUCUACAAAGGGUAA
This is a messenger RNA of Ipomoea triloba (trilobed morning glory), 360 nucleotides long. Its product is annotated as TMV resistance protein N-like. Lineage: Eukaryota; Viridiplantae; Streptophyta; Magnoliopsida; Solanales; Convolvulaceae. The record is from RefSeq and is a predicted model, not a curated record. The transcript has a single exon. Gene Ontology annotation, biological process: signal transduction. Bases 1 to 360 code for a protein of 119 amino acids.